Messenger RNA from Vanderwaltozyma polyspora DSM 70294, 1473 nucleotides. RefSeq names its product B-type cyclin CLB2 (gene CLB2). Gene Ontology annotation, cellular component: cytoplasm; nucleus; cyclin-dependent protein kinase holoenzyme complex. Bases 1 to 1473 code for a protein of 490 amino acids. Gene Ontology annotation, biological process: G2/M transition of mitotic cell cycle; regulation of cyclin-dependent protein serine/threonine kinase activity. Gene Ontology annotation, molecular function: cyclin-dependent protein serine/threonine kinase regulator activity. The record is from RefSeq and is a predicted model, not a curated record. The transcript has a single exon. Lineage: Eukaryota; Fungi; Ascomycota; Saccharomycetes; Saccharomycetales; Saccharomycetaceae.
AUGUCGUCUUCCUCUAAUCCAAUUGAUAAUAUUCAAAACGGAAGGACCAGUUUACUAAGAAAUAUUCAGAGAUCUGCAUUGAAUAAUGUCACUAAUACUACAUUAUCACAAGAAAACGUUUCUCAACAAUCAGUAGUGAGAACCCUAAAGUCAUCCCUUACAUUGGCAAAAAGAGAAGGUUCUAAAAUUCCUCAAUAUAAGAAGGACACAUAUCCAGAUCCAUCCUCACAUGGUACUUCAUUAACUAAUAGUAAUAGUUCUUUUAAUAUCAAAGAAAUUGCAUCCAAGAAUAUUACAAAUUUAAGUACAGAGAAUAAGGAAAAUCUAGAUCCUUUCCCUACAAGUUCAAAUGUCGUAAAUUCAAAAAAUUUACCAUCGAUAGAGGAAGAACAAGAACAUGAAGUAUCAAAGAAUUUAUCAGGACAUAUUACAUCUAACAAUCAAGAAGCAUCAAGUUUACAAGAUAAACAAUCUGAAUAUCAAAGCACACAGGAAGAAUUGGUGAACUAUCAAAAGGAUAAUCAUUUAGAUGUCGAUGCAAAUAAAAAAAGACCGAUCUCCACCGUAGUUGAACAAGACCUGCCCAAGAAAUUUAAAGUUUGCAAUGAAGAUGGACAAGAAGAGUAUGAAUGGGAAGAUUUAGAUGCAGAAGAUGCCAAUGAUCCAUUUAUGGUCAGUGAAUAUGUUACAAAUAUUUUUGACUACUUACAUCAUCUGGAAGUUAUUACAUUACCUCAGAAGCAAGAUCUAUUCAAACACAGAAAUAUUCAUCAAAAUCGAGACAUCUUAGUUAACUGGAUGAUUAAAAUUCAUAAUAAAUUUGGAUUACUACCGGAGACGCUAUACCUAGCUAUCAAUCUAAUGGACCGUUUUUUAUGUAAAGAACUUGUUCAACUAGAUAAACUUCAACUUGUAGGAACAUCGUGUUUAUUUAUUGCAUCAAAAUAUGAAGAGGUUUAUUCACCAAGCAUAAAGCAUUUUGCUUCUGAAACAGAUGGGGCUUGUUCUGAAGAUGAGAUUAAGGAAGGUGAAAAAUUUAUAUUGAAAACAUUGGAAUUUAAUUUAAAUUAUCCAAAUCCUAUGAAUUUCUUAAGAAGAAUAUCGAAAGCAGAUGACUACGAUAUACAGUUGCGAACACUGGCAAAAUUCUUGCUUGAGAUUUCAUUAGUAGACUUCAGAUUUAUUGGCAUACUUCCCUCAUUAUGUGCAGCUGCUGCUAUGUUUUUAUCAAGAAAAAUGUUGGGAAAGGGUAAAUGGGAUGGUAACCUGAUUCAUUAUAGUGGUGGCUAUACAACAGAACAAUUGGCACCUGUAUGUCAGAUGAUGAUGGAUUACUUGGUUAGUCCAAUUGUACAUGACGAAUUCCAUAGAAAAUACCAAUCCAGAAGAUUUAUGAAAGCUUCCAUAAUUUCAGUUCAAUGGGCAUUAAAAGUUAGGAAAAAUGGUUACGAUAUAAUGACAUUGCAUGAAUAA